Closterium sp. NIES-65 is the source of this 900-nucleotide messenger RNA. The record is from the annotation of a GenBank genome assembly. Lineage: Eukaryota; Viridiplantae; Streptophyta; Zygnematophyceae; Desmidiales; Closteriaceae.
AUGCUGGCAUACAAGGAGAAUGAGCGGCAGAAAGAGCUGCAGAGGCAGGAGAAGGUGAAGCAGCAGAAGGAACAGGAAAGGAUGGAGCAGGAGCGACCCGAGUUGAAGCAGCAGCGGCUUGAAAAGGAGAAGGAGAUGAGCCGGCUUCAACAGGAGGCCUCAAGGAAGGCCUACGAGGAAUACCAGGAAAGGAAGCGGCAGGAGGAGCUGUGGAAGAAGCAGCAGCAGCAGCAGAAGCAGCAGGAGGAGGAAGAGCAGAGGAAGAAGCAGCAGCAAGCGGAAGAGGCGCAGAAGAAGCAGCAGCAGCAAGCGGAAGAGGCGCAGAAGGAGAUGCAGCAGCAAGCGGAAGAGGCGCAGAAGAAGAUGCAGCAGCAAGCGGAAGAGGAGAAGAAGAAGAAGCAGCUGCAGGAGGAAAAGGAGAAGAAGAAGCAGCAGCAGGAGAUGAGCAAGCUUCAACAGGAGGCGUCAUACAAGGCUAUGCUGGAAUACAAGGAGAAUGAGCGGCAGAAAGAGCUGCAGAGGCAGGAGAAGGUGAAGCAGCAGAAGGAACAGGAAAGGUUGGAGCAGGAGCGACCCGAGUUGAAGCAGCAGCGGCUGGAAAAGGAGAAGGAGAUGAGCCGGCUUCAACAGGAGGCCUCAAGGAAGGCCUACGAGGAAUACCAGGAAAGGAAGCGGCAGGAGGAGCUGUGGAAGAAGCAGCAGCAGCAGCAGGGGCAGGGGUAUAUUUGCCUGGCGGACUGCUCUAAUCUGAAGUCUGAGAAGCCCAGGAAGAAGCGGGAUAUCAUGAGUAAGAGCCCCGACCAGAGGUCGUUGGCUCCGGGGGAAGAAAAGAGGACGACUGGAGAGGCGGUGAAGGAGAAUGAUGACGGAAAUGGCAGUCAAGCUCAUAGAGGCACCUAG